AGAUUGAGCAACAGCUUCUCGUUAGCAAAACAGUGAGAUAGCAACUACACCGGCAAACUGCAACUGCACAACGACGGUUUAACUAAUAAAACAUAUUUGAUUAGAUAACGUUUUGUGAACAUACACAUAAACUACAACACCGGCCCAAAAUUAAUUUAUUUUGUCGUCAUGUCUUCCAGAAAGCGGAAAAGAUACUACAAGGAUAUAAAUUGUGUAUUUUUUCCGGAUGAUGUCCAAAAUGGUUUCCUAAAAGUGGAGAGAGAGCAAUCAUCGCUCCCAUCUGUGUCUUCCGCCAAGAGCUGGGAGAAAUGUGGAGACGGUUUUGUGGAGUUACAGAACCUCAAGUCAUCAGGAAGGAAACUGUCUGCCAUAAGAAAGUUGGCACAGUCUCCUGCUUUAGUGCAGACCAGUGCUGUUCACCCUAAUGAGGAUUCAGUGCACAUUGCGUGGAGCUCCAGUGACAGUGAACAGUCUGAUGAUGAGACCCAGGAGCAGCAUCUGUCCGGAGUUGUGGCUCAGCAGCAGCAACGUCCUCAGAGACCAGGGAGACCCACAGCUCCCAUUCAGUCUUACACCAGAGCGCUGCACAUGCUCAGCACUGAUAAAGAUAAACUUCCUGUUAUUGACACAGACAGUGAUCUGAAUGAAUCUGAGGAAGAUGCUGAAGAAGACAGUGGGCAACAAAUAUCUGACUGGGAGUCCUUUGAUGAAAAAACAGAGGAUUUACCUCUUAAACCUACAAAAAUGACAGAGCUAGAGAUCUCAGGCUAUGUGUCUGAUGGCGAGAAUAUUGGCGACACAAUGGCCUCAAACAGACUGGACUCCAGCUUUUCUCUCCAAACUGGUGAGGCCAGCAAAAGGUCAGUCAGUGACUGGGUCAGAUCUGCUCAGGCGAUGCUGCAGACACCUCAGAAACCAUUGGACAGGCAGGCCAGGACUCCUGAAGACUCCGCCAAAAAGAAAAGGAAAUUUCAGAGUGGAGGUCUCGCUGAGAGGCUGAAUAGACUCCAGUGCAGACAGAGGUCAGCUAUUAGCUUCUGGAGGCACCAGUCCAUCUCUGGCACCUCGGCAGCAACAGCAGUGGACAGGCCUGGUGUACUGGUGCUGGAGGUGCUGGAGGUUCAGGAGGAGUGCAGCUUGCAACUGGUGCACUGUGAGCACCAUCAGCCCCCCAGAGAGGGCCUCCAACACAGUAACCCCGUCUCUAAGGAGAGAGCACGUAUGCUGGUGUUAUUCAACAGAGAGACCGCAGCCCAGCUGAUUCCUGCACCCAGAGAUAUCCUCCACAUAUACCCACCGUGGCAAAGUCUGUCCAUGGAGGGUUUCAGCUGUGAUAUUAUUCUGAACACACACUUCUGCCAGAAAGUCUACUCUGCUUCCAAACAAGUCGGCAUGUCCAUUCCUAGAGGCCUGUUCUCAGCAGAAAGGUGCAGUCCGUAUUCUCUGUGUAAAGUAUUUGGACUGCUGGAGGAGAACAAUGCUGAACAGGUUUCCACCUCUGAUGGUCUGUGCAGUUUUGGAGGUUCAGGAGUUUUGACAAGACACUGCCUUUCUCUCCUGGAAGUUAUUGAGGGGCUGGGCCAGGCUGGCUCUGUGGGGCAGGACGUGGAGGUGGUGGUCCAGAGAGUUUACUCCGUCCCUUUGCCUGACUGCUCUCCCCUGUCCAUCCUCAAGCCCAGAGUUCCCUCCAGGUCUUCCUCAGCUCCUCCUCCUGCAGAAAAAGGGAAAACCAGGCUCUGUGUGCUUGUCCAGGAUAGCUACGGGAUGUUCAGUGUGGUCCAGCUCCACCUCCUGCCCUGCACAGAUGACCUCCACCGUUACUGCCACAUGUGGCAGGGGAGGACUUGUGUGCUGAGAGGCAUUAAAGUGGUGCAGCGGGUCACUCGAGAAAGGAGCACCAGGCUUUUCAGUUUGAUAGACAGUUUGUGGCCCCCAGAGACGCCUCUUAAAGAUCAUGGUAACACACCCAGUAGGUCCAGUGAAUGUAGACCUACAGGUCCAGCUCCGAGUUUCUGCUACCUGCUGUCUGGUCAAGAGAGCUCAGUUGAACACAGUGAAGGGCAGACUAUGUCCCCACUUUACCUUCCCUACACAAAACAAACCUUACGAGAAGUGCUGCAGAGUGAUCUUAAAAUCUGCCGCUGCAGUUUUGUUGCCACUGUUCUAUACAAAAGAAUAAUGCAGAGAAGUGAUAUAGGCCAGGGUGAGGUUUGGUUGGUGCUGACGGACCCCAGUCUUCAAGAGGAGCAGCCCGAGAGGCCAUGCAGACGAACAGUGGCCCUAUGUGUGAACACUUCCUGUGUGCUCACUUCCUCUGUCCUCGAAGCUCUAAAUUCCCCCGCCGCCUGUCGCAUGUCAUUCAGAGAUGCCAUCAAAGAACAUGGUGUUCUCCUGUGUGUGGAGCAGUCAGUUGUUGAGAUGUGCUCCGUGGAUCCCGAGGGCAACCCUGAGUCCUCAGCCAGGCCAGAGUCACUUUCACCGUUGCUGUCCGAGCCCCAGGCAAAGAGCCUGCCCCAACCUGUGAGACUGGAUCCCCUGAGUCCUGAGAUCACACCCAACUGCCUCUGCUCUCUAACAGGGGUGAUAAUUGGUGUGGAUGAGAGCACUGCUUAUUCCUGGCCUGCCUGCAACCAUUGUGGAUGUGAUAACUUAGAGAUGUUAGCUGAAAGACCUCCAAACUUCCACUGUGUUUCUUGUAAGUCAGUGGUGGACAAGCCAAACACAAAGAUUCAACUGGAAGUGUUAUUGAGUUCUUCAUUAAGUAAUUGCACUUUGAAGGUUAAGCUGCAGCAAAAGACAAUCAUGUCCCUCCUAAACACUGCAGCCCUGGAGGGUAAUGAGUUCCCAGGUUACGAUGUGGAGAAUGUCCUGGGAAAAGAGGUGGGGCCUCUCGCCGUUUACGUCCGUGUCGUCAGCAGGAAACCUGCCCUCUGGAUCGGCCUGGAAGAAAUAUGCCUGCAAGACAUUUGCCUCUGAGGCUGUCGGGGCAAGUAGCUAAUGAUAUCAUUCCUCUGGCCUCAGCUGGCUCCAAGGUUCUGCACACCAGGCCUUGGUCUGAGCCAGAUUAGCCUGCUCUCCCCCCUUUGAAGGCCUCCCUGACAGCUUGAGGCUGUGGUGAAGUGAACGGGCUGCAAGAACACAAGGUCUUGUUUGUGUUAAUGAUAUGUGAUCUUGUGGAGCAGGAGUUGACAGUCCAAGGGUGUCUGUCAAAGCAGCCCACGUGGUUCAUCAACUGGGAUGGAUAUUUUUUCCAAACUCAUCUACCUCUGUCUUUUAAGAUUUCUUACACUGUCAAUAAAAGUUUGUAUUUCUGCUGACUUUA
This is a messenger RNA of Micropterus salmoides (largemouth bass), 3322 nucleotides long. RefSeq names its product scaffold protein involved in DNA repair (gene spidr). Lineage: Eukaryota; Metazoa; Chordata; Actinopteri; Centrarchiformes; Centrarchidae. Gene Ontology annotation, biological process: double-strand break repair via homologous recombination; regulation of establishment of protein localization to chromosome. The record is from RefSeq and is a predicted model, not a curated record. Bases 169 to 2976 code for a protein of 935 amino acids. The transcript has 20 exons. Gene Ontology annotation, cellular component: nucleoplasm; nuclear chromosome.